Molecule: messenger RNA, 1105 nt
Organism: Cottoperca gobio
Lineage: Eukaryota; Metazoa; Chordata; Actinopteri; Perciformes; Bovichtidae
Gene: cldn34a
Product: claudin 34a
Cellular component (GO): bicellular tight junction; membrane
Molecular function (GO): structural molecule activity
Source: RefSeq, a predicted model, not a curated record
ACACAGCGGCUUUGACCUCCUGAUGAUACCCAGUUUGAGCGUUACCUGCCGCUGCCCACUAUGACCUACCUGGCUCACACCGGCCACGCCCAGCUCGGUGCCCUCUCGCUCAGCUGCGUGGGCUGGACACUCACCGCCAUGGCCCUUGGACUCAUCCAGUGGAGGGUGUGGCUGGUGUCUGACAUGGAGGUCAUCAGCUCUGGAGUGGCCUGGGUGGGCGUCUGGCGGGCCUGCUUCAACAGCCACACCCUCGUGACCCCUGCUUUUAGGGUCAUGCACUGCAGGUACAUCGGCCUGACCGAGGCCUUCACGCCGCCGGAGAUCGUGGCAGGUCAGGUUCUCAUGCUCCUCUCUCUGCUCGUGGGGCUUUGUGGGAAUGCUGGCGCGGUGUAUGCCUUGAGGAACGUGUACUCUGGGAUGGACAAGAACUUCCCAAUUCACUUGACAUUCUUCACCACCGGCGCGCUGUGCCUGAUGGCCGCCACGAUGUCACUCAUACCUCUCCUGUGGAACCUGAGCUCGGUGGUGACCAAUCAGACCAUAAGGUUCCCCCCGGAGUUUAAAAUGCCCCAGGCUCCUGAUUCUCAACAUGUAGGGUGCGGCAUCGGGAUCGGGAUGGUGGGGGCGGUCCUUAUGACUGUCUCUGGGGUUAUUUUCUGUAUGUACAGGUUACCAGUGAGGUCGCAGCACCUGGACGGGUCGUCACCUGCACUACCUGACGGCAGGGGGAAAGACAACCCGGCGUUUGAGUCUCACGAGCACCGACUCGUGCACGUGAAGGAAGCUCAUCUUUAAAAUAUGAAGUUUCGUUUGCAAACUGAGAUUACAUCGAAGAAAGAAAAGAGACUUGUGGUCCUACCCAUGGACAGACGAUGGGAACAAUACGCUGGACUAACUGUCCCGACUGAAAGCUGUAUAAUAAUAAUAUCUAGAUGUUUGCAGUGCUGUUGUAUUGACUGGACAGUAACGUUUGUGAAACAUUACAAGCAUAAUCCUCUAAAUAUACAUGAAGGAUACCAGGUGUCACCUUUCAGUUCCUGGAGAAGCUACGAUUUCUUUGUAUCUUUGCAUUUAUGAUAAUAAACCUGUUUAUUCUGGAGUAGAA